Messenger RNA from Microdochium trichocladiopsis, 909 nucleotides. RefSeq lists its product as uncharacterized. Gene Ontology annotation, biological process: peptidyl-proline hydroxylation to 4-hydroxy-L-proline. Gene Ontology annotation, cellular component: endoplasmic reticulum. The transcript has 4 exons. Bases 1 to 909 code for a protein of 302 amino acids. The record is from RefSeq and is a predicted model, not a curated record. Lineage: Eukaryota; Fungi; Ascomycota; Sordariomycetes; Xylariales; Microdochiaceae. Gene Ontology annotation, molecular function: procollagen-proline 4-dioxygenase activity; iron ion binding; L-ascorbic acid binding.
AUGAGCCACCACCAGCCAGUCCAAGUCACCUAUGCGUCCAAGCAAGUCGACAUCCCCGACGGCUUCCUCGUGAAGCCCGCACCCGACAGCAAGCCCAUCACCUUCAAGCAGAUGGACUGGGCGGAGACGGUCCUGCCGGAGUACGCGGGCGCCUACGCCGUCGUGCUGGACAAUGUCCUCAGCCCGUCCGAGUGCAAGAUGCUCCUCGCCCUCGCCGAGAAGAGCGUGCCAGAGGAGGACAGGGUCCCCGAGACUCUGCUGACUUCCUGGCGCCCGGCAAUGGUCAACAUCGGCGGGGGCUACGAGAUCCUCGAGCCAACCUACCGCAACUCGGACCGCAUAGUCUGGGACCACCAGGAGCUCAUGAACCGGCUAUGGGACAACCGUCUGUCCAAAGGCUCCCUCCUGGGAUACCCUCCCCCUACACACUGGGACCACGUCCAGCGCAAGUACAUCCCCGACGACCCGGCCACGGUCCCGCGGUGGGACUUUGUCCGGAUGAACAAGCGCAUGCGCUUCCUGCGCUACGGACCGGGCCAGUUCUUCCGCGCCCACUGCGACGGGGCGUACACUGAGCGGGAUGCCGAGACGGUGGACCUGACGACACACUUUACCCUGCAGCUGUACCUGAACGACUCACACGGUGCGGCUCUGGAGAAGGGACGACAUACCAAUAACAGUGACGAGGCAGAGACUGGCGGCGGCGGCGGCGGGCUUGUAGGCGGCGCGACGUCGUUCCUCUCCAACGACGAGACCCGGAAGAUCGACGUACACCCCAGGGCCGGCAGGGUCCUCAUAUUCCAGCACAAGCGGCUGUACCACGCGGGCGAUGAUGUGCUGCAGGGUGUCAAGUACGCGAUGAGGGCGGAGCUGAUGUACAGAAGAGUUGUGCCACAGGAGAGUGGGUGA